AUGGAAGAUCAACCCCGUUCUGGACGGCCUUCUGACAUUGAUAACGAUACUGUGAGAAAACCUCCGAAAUCUGGAAGUGGCUCCAAAGAAUGUGAAGUGAAAGAGCGGGACAAGAUGCGGAUUUCCUGCACCCAAUUCUUGAAAUGGUCACUUCCGGUGAAACACGUUGUGAACGGACGGUGGACGACAACUCAUUACACUAUCAAGGAUAGAUCCAAGGAUCCGCGAUGGAAAGAAAUCGACAUGUCCAGAGAGAGCGACCAAUACGAUGUUGUGAUCGUUGGUGGUGGCCCGAGCGGGAUGUCAGCGGCAAUAAGACUGAAACAGCUUGCAGAGAAGAGUGGAAAAGUCAUUGAAACGAAGGCCCUUGACGAACUGUUUCCCAAUUGGAAGGAAUUGGGUGCCCCAGUUUACGAAAAAGUCACGUCCGAGUCAGUUGCUUUACUCACUGAAAAAGGGCGAAUUCCCAUCCCGAUGUUUCCAGGAAUGCCAUUAUAUAAUCAUGGUAAUUACAUAGUUCGUCUUGGUCAUCUUGUGCGAUGGUUGGGAGAGCAAGCUGAGGCAGCUGGAGUUGAAAUUUGGCCCGGAGUAGCCGCAUCUGAGGUUCUAUAUAAUGAAGAUGGAAGCGUUAAAGGAAUUGCAACGAAUGAUGUAGGAAUCGCAAAGGAUGGUUCUCCAAAGGAAGGUUUCGCAAGAGGUAUGGAGUUGCAAGGAAAAUGCACAAUUUUUGCAGAAGGGUGCCGAGGUCAUCUUACGAAACAGAUUUUGAAGAAAUUCAAUUUGAGCACUCACCCGAUGUCAUUUGGCAUUGGUCUAAAGGAAAUGUGGCAACUAGACCCAGCGAAGCACAGACCAGGUUAUGUCGAACACACCAUGGGAUGGCCCUUAGCUAGAGAUCAAUACGGUGGUUCCUUCAUCUACCACAUAAUUGACGAAGGACUUCCACUCGCUGCUGUUGGCUUUGUAGUGGCUCUGGACUACAAAAAUCCUCACAUCAAUCCCUACAAGGAAUUCCAACGUUGGAAAACUCAUCCAUCAAUCCGCAAACAUCUCGAAGGAGGCAAAAGAAUCGGAUACGGUGCAAGAGCACUCAAUGAAGGAGGUUUCCAGACAAUACCGAAACUGGUGUUUCCAGGUGGUUGUCUCGUGGGGUGCACUGCGAGUCUCCUUAACGUGGCAAAACUCAAAGGAACACACACCGGGAUGAAGAGUGGAAUGGUUGCUGCAGAGUCUAUUUAUCCUCUUCUCACUGAGGAAGCAAAAUGCGUUACUCCGACUUCUUAUCAGAAAUCAAUGGAAGAAAGUUACGUUUUCAAGGAGAUGAAAGCUACUCGGAAUAUCCGUCCUUCCUUCAAUACCUCUCUUGGAUGGGUAGGAGGAUUGUUGUACUCGGGCUUGUUUUAUGUGCUUGGUCGAGGAAAAGAACCGUGGACCCUUCAUCAUGGAAAACCUGAUCACGAGAAAUUGAUGAAGAAGGACGAGUGCACGCCAAUUGAAUAUCCAAAGCCAGAUAAUGAGGUCACUUUUGACUUGCUUACGUCCGUGGCUCUUACUGGAACUAAUCACGAAGAAAAUCAACCUGCUCACCUUACUCUGAAGGACGAUAGUGUACCGGAAGGGGUAAAUCUCGCUCUAUAUGAUGGACCCGAGCAGAGGUUCUGCCCUGCCGGCGUCUAUGAAUAUGUGCCGCGUGAACAAAACCCUUCCGAGAUGCGCCUCCAAAUCAAUGCCCAAAACUGUAUACAUUGCAAGACAUGUGACAUAAAGGAUCCAACCCAGAAUAUCAAUUGGGUGACUCCCGAAGGAGGAGAAGGUCCAAAGUAUUCCGGAAUGUGA
This is a messenger RNA of Necator americanus (New World hookworm), 1836 nucleotides long. RefSeq lists its product as uncharacterized. The transcript has 17 exons. Gene Ontology annotation, molecular function: iron-sulfur cluster binding; electron-transferring-flavoprotein dehydrogenase activity. Gene Ontology annotation, cellular component: mitochondrial inner membrane. NCBI's taxonomy places the organism in Eukaryota, Metazoa, Nematoda, Chromadorea, Rhabditida, Ancylostomatidae. The record is from RefSeq and is a predicted model, not a curated record. Gene Ontology annotation, biological process: electron transport chain. The coding region runs from base 1 to 1836 and encodes 611 amino acids.